Molecule: messenger RNA, 5100 nt
Organism: Corythoichthys intestinalis (scribbled pipefish)
Lineage: Eukaryota; Metazoa; Chordata; Actinopteri; Syngnathiformes; Syngnathidae
Product: muscarinic acetylcholine receptor M5-like
Exons: 2
Coding region: 846-2366 (506 amino acids)
Biological process (GO): G protein-coupled receptor signaling pathway, coupled to cyclic nucleotide second messenger; chemical synaptic transmission; adenylate cyclase-inhibiting G protein-coupled acetylcholine receptor signaling pathway
Cellular component (GO): plasma membrane; dendrite; synapse
Molecular function (GO): G protein-coupled acetylcholine receptor activity; G protein-coupled serotonin receptor activity
Source: RefSeq, a predicted model, not a curated record
CUCUUCUAUGUUGCUCAGUACCCUGGUACAGGAUGAGUCUAUCAGACACGUGGGCUUUGACUCCAAUAGUGGAGAAUCAGCAAUUUUGAGUGAGAACAGGAGAAUUCUAAAAUAUGCUGGCAUGUGACCAAAUCCCAUAGUAGCAAUAUUGAGGACCGACAAUGGGAUAAAACUUUGGAGUAAAACGACAAAACUUUGCAGGGUGAGUGAAAAACUAUUUUCUAAUAUUCCCUGGUCGGAAGAAAAAGGACAUUGGUAUAUAGUAUUUCUUCAUCUCAUUUCUUUUGCACUGCCUAUGACAGUUAAAUCCUGCUUUUAUGAGCAAAAGGUUUGAACAGUAUCGACGUGGCCCCUAGCUGCAGAAAACAGCUGUUGCAUCUUGUCCCAGAAAUAGACUGGACUAUUCAGCAUGUUAUGGCACGAUAUUGAACCUCCUUAGCAACUGAUGAGGAUGUGCAAUGUCUGGAUGACCAACCGGUAUUUGACAAGUGUGUUUUUCACCUCGUUGGAGAGAUGAGCAGGGAUGAACAAAGUCAGCAAGAGAGAGCAGUGGGGGGACCAAAGAGCCGGCGAAGGAAGGCGUGAAGCAAAAGCUCAGAGAGGGAAUUAAAGCGUUACAGCGGGAAAGGCAAAGAGCCAUAGGGAGUCAGAAACUCUGCCAAGUGGAAGGAGGAAAGAAAAAAAAUCAGCAAUAUCAAACAAUUGGCCAAGCGCCCAUUUAAUGCUGGAGGAUUGUAUUCUGCCGACAAAGCCACGAGGGGACAACCAAUUGUCCAUGAAGCCACAGAGAAUAUCUUCCACCCACCCAAAUUUUCAUCUACUAGCUGGGCAAAGAGCAAAUCAUCAUGGAUGUCUUCCUUCCCAACAGUAGUUUGGCCAACACAACAUACAUCCAGUCUGCUCCACAUAGCCUUUGGGAAGUUAUCACCAUAGCAACAGUCUCUGCCAUCGUCAGCUUGAUCACGAUUGUUGGUAACGUUUUAGUCAUGGUAUCUUUUAAAGUGAACAGCCAACUUAAGACAGUAAACAACUAUUACCUGCUGAGUUUGGCUUUUGCUGACCUCAUUAUAGGAGUGCUCUCCAUGAACCUGUACACGACAUAUAUACUGGUGGGCUACUGGCCCUUAGGAAGCCUGGCAUGUGAUCUCUGGCUCGCUGUGGACUAUGUAGCCAGCAAUGCUUCAGUUAUGAAUUUACUGGUCAUCAGCUUUGACAGAUAUUUCUCCAUCACAAGGCCGCUGACUUACAGAGCAAAGAGAACUCCAAAGAGGGCCGCCCUCUUGAUAGGCCUUGCAUGGUUGGUAUCAUUUGUCCUGUGGGCACCACCAAUUUUGUGCUGGAAGUACAUUGUUGGGGAAGAAAAGGAAUCUGAGGAUCAAUGCCAGAUUCAGUUUUUAACAGAGCCAGUGAUCACAUUUGGGACAGCAAUUGCCGCUUUCUACAUCCCAGUCUCUGUCAUGACAAUUCUCUACUGUAGGAUAUACAAGGAGACACAGAGACGGACAAAGGAUCUGGCAGAGUUGCAAGGACUCGCAAGUGAUCGUGUCUCAGAGGGGGCUAAACCGCAGAAGAACAUUAUUCACUCUUGCUUCCAUUUCACCAAAGACAGAAGAGAAAGGAGUCAGGCCUCCUGGUCCUCCUCUAAUCAAAGUAAUGCUACAAAAACCACCAUUAGGUCAGAUGAAGUGUGGGUCAAAACUGACCAAAUCGCAUCCUUUAAUAGCUACUCCUCAUCUGACGAAGAGCAUCACAUUUCCAUUGAGACCCCGCAAGGAUCUUUGAGAAAUAAUGGUCAAAAUGAUAAGAAUGGGCAGGUGACGGAUUAUGCAGAAGAUCAGUAUUUUUCAAGCCCCUCAAAAGAGAGCAGUAAGAAGUGUAUUUCAUAUAAAUUCACACCUGGCUCUAAGGUUAAAAAGGGCAGUCCGACACCCACAUCACCUCGCCCUCCCGAAGCCGAGCAGAAAAACGCCUCACCUUCCUCCUCUACUACUUCCAAGCCAAUGGACCCAGGCCUAAAGAACCACCAGAUCACCAAGAGGAAGCGAAUGGUGCUGGUGAAAGAGAAGAAGGCGGCUCAGACCCUCAGCGCUAUUCUUCUUGCGUUCAUCCUCACAUGGACUCCGUACAACAUUAUGGUGCUGAUCUCCACAUUCUGCGCCACGUGCAUCCCGACGUCCUUGUGGCACCUGGGCUACUGGCUGUGCUACGUAAACAGCACAGUCAACCCCAUGUGCUAUGCCCUGUGCAACAAGACCUUCCAGAAGACCUUCCGCAUGCUUCUCCUGUGCCAGUGGAGGAGAAAGAGAGGCGAGGACAAGCUGUACUGGUGUGGACAGAAUGCCAACGUCAACAAUAAAAUGACUUGAUGGUUAGCUGCAGGAUUACGUCACCUGUUUACCUGGCAGGCGUUGAAGCCUAUCACAGUUGACUGCCUCGUGGUCUGGUUGCCAUACAGGGCAUUUGUAAAUGGGGCAUUUAGUGGGAAAUGAUCCCACACCCGCUGCAUUAAAGUCACUCAACAAUGUGAACGUGUGCACAACUGAUGCCCAUCAGCAGAGGCGCCGUCAAGCAGUUUUGAGCCCCAUUAAAAUAUUACUGGGCCCGUUCCAGUUACCAGUGUCAAAAGGGGUCUUUCUGGGCCCCCGUCGAUGUUGGGCUCUUAGAAUUCCAUUAUGUCCUCAGUUUCAAACCAUAUUAGACACUUCUGUGGUCACAUUGCUAUUCCCGAUAUACUGUAGUAUGUUGUGGUCAGCAUGAAGUGCUGCAUGUGAAUUUUUUGGGGGGUAAAAUAUAUGGUCAGAAAACUAAACUGCUCUAUAUGAAUUCUAUGUAACAAUCACGGUCAGAAAGAAAUUGGAACAAGUUUAUUUUUAUUUAUUGUGAGCUCUUAAAUUUGUUGUUUGUCACGGACUCGCAUUGCAAAGGCUUCAAAUUGACAUUGCUAGUCUAUUGUACAUAUUUGUGUAUGGAAUCACAGAAAUUGCAUGUCUUUAAAUGUGAAAUUCCUUGGGAAAAAAAUCUAUACAUUUAAAAGAUUCACACCCAACACAUGCACAAAAUAUAUAAAUGACAAAAUGUUGGCUUGAAAUGUGAAAAUGAAUCAUUUUAAGAGUCUUUAGGUUUAAUGAUGUGAUAAAGCUUGUAUCAGUACUUAUUUUCCUUUUUAUUUUUUUCCAAUCACAGUGGUUGCAGUGCAUUUUGUUCCAAGGGCUAACCUCUUGCUCUGCAUUACUUUCACAGUAGUAAUAUUACCUAAAGUAUGACAUUGUAAAGUUUUACUUGUUUUAAAAAGGUGUAUUAAAAUACAGAAAAAUAUACUUAAAGUCAGGUGUUUAGCUCUUGUCGAGACAACUACUAGUAAAAGAAAGUGCAGUACAGUACUUGUAACGCCUGGCUUGCAGUUUCUGUAUGAUUGAUGUCUGAUGCUGUAAGACAAAAAUGAUUGCACUGCUAUACCAUUUAACAAUGUAAAGUCAAAAUAUGUGCCUUCUGUUCUGCUCAAAGCUAAAAUUACCUUUUGUUAUCAAAUCUGUACUUGGACUAAUUGUCUGUGUAGUUCAGUUCGUGAAUUUGUGUAACAAUAUGAAGCGUGUAAUAGAAAUUGUCGCAAAGUUAUGAUUUUGUCGGCUUUAACACUGCCUCAGCUUUGAUAUAUAAAUCUAUUAGCCAGCCUACAUUUUACAAGUCCUGUUUUGUUUUUUUAACAAAAACAUUGUGAAAUGAGAAAGUUUCACACUGGCAAAAAAAAAAAAAAACAGCGAGUUGACUAUAGGUACACUUUGUUCAAGUUACUAAAUUAAUAGCUAUAAAAACAGAGAUCAGUGUGUGCAUAUUAUAUUGUACAACAGUGCAGAAACAUUACAGUAACUGUUAAGGAAAAGUAUAGUUAUUGUGUUUGAGGGGAAAAUGUUCUGAGAAACUUUAAAACACACACACACAAACUGCAAAACACUGUUUUCAUAUAGUGGUGUUAUUUAUUUAUCCAAGUUUUUAAAUAAGAUCUUAACAUCAGUCUCAACAUUUAUUCAAUUAACCUUCAUUCACAGUUAUAUUACUGGGGAAAAAAAUCUCUCAAUAUUUAUAGAAGUUGUAUUUCAGGUAGUGGAAUUAGCAGCAAAGCACACCAAAGGAUUAGCACAGAAAAGUCUGAUAAGGAUUACAAUCACAUGCUGGCAGAACAACUGCUUUUGAGAGAAAUUUCUGUUAGAACUUUAUGAACAAAACAUGAAUCUGUAGGUUCUAAAUAGUUUGAAGCUGUUCAGCAAGAGAACUGUACAAUAAGACCCAUGACAGGAGAAAAUAGGAGGUCACUUAAAAUUCUGCAUCCAUGACUUGACGUGCUUUUUCGGGCAAAUGAGGUAUGCGUACUACCUCCUCUUAACAGCUGGCCUGGUGCCCUUGCUGCUGCUACCUGCUUUGCUGGAUCCCUUGGACCCGGAGAAGAGCUUGGUCAUGAGCUCAGAGACAUCUGGGAGUUCAGGGUUGGGGUUGAGCAUGUUCAUAGAUUGCUCCAUUUCCUAUAAUGUAAAGUAAGAAAAGACAUUUACUUCCUGAACUAAGUGAGUAUAACAGCCAAAUGAGCCAGAUCUCAUGAAACCAGGCCGGUAAUUGAUUAGAUAAUGAAUUAAUCUGCUUUUAGAGUUAGCAAUUCACUUACGUUAUGGGGGACAAAUAGUUAAGUCUUGGUCGAGGUCUAUGCUCAGUUGGGGCUUGAACAGCUAAAAAUUUUUAUGGUCUACGAUAAUGUGAUUAAAGUCAAGGCAAAGUCAAAAUAAUUGCUUAUGUAAAUUACAGGAUUGCAACACAGAAGUACCAAACGUUUUUCUGAGCCACAUACAGGUUUCACGUUAAGAUACACUUAAUUGACUGGUAUUGAAAUAUAAACAAGUAAUUACAAACUAUUAUGAUGAUUGUAGUUAAAAUUAUUAGAAAAGGCACGUGACCAUUUUACCGGUUUUAUUUUUUGGUAAAAUAUUCCCACUCACUUGUAGCAUAGUACUAGGAUUCUUGCAGUAUUCUGUACGUUUUACAGCGAUGUGUUGGUGCGUGUUAUGAUAUGAAUAAAGUUCUCAUCACUCAAUUGUUGCCUGCUGGACAUUU